AUGAAUCAAGGCUUAAAACUUUUGUUCGGUUUGCUAUUUCUCUACACAGCCGCAGUUCAGGCAGGCGUAAUCAGUAUAUUCAAUGCACUACCUCCGCCAAACUCCAAGCCAAUUAGCGGUGAAUCACCACUGUACCAGUGUGAUGUUUCGGAUAAGCAACUCUUAGAAAUUAAGGAGAUUGAUCUGUCUCCUAACCCACCAGUCCGUGGCCAAAACUUAACCAUUACGGCCAACGGUGAGGUCUUCGAAACCAUAGAAGAAGGCUCUUAUGUCGAAGUCGAAGUGCGUCUAGGUUAUAUCAGACUGCUAUCCCAGACUUUCGACUUGUGUCAAACCCUGGAAGACAACGACAUCGAGGGCUUAUCCUGCCCAAUUGAACCAGGUUCAUACGACGUAAAGAAAUUGGUCGAAAUUCCAGGUGAAGUCCCACCUGGCAGGUACGUCGUCCUAGCAAGAGCUUACACUGAGAGCGACGAUUUGAUCACUUGCGUAACCGGAGAAGUCGUCUUCCCCCCAAGGUGA
Messenger RNA from Saccharomyces eubayanus, 522 nucleotides. It is a transcript of the gene NPC2, whose product is annotated as sterol transporter. Gene Ontology annotation, molecular function: sterol binding. NCBI's taxonomy places the organism in Eukaryota, Fungi, Ascomycota, Saccharomycetes, Saccharomycetales, Saccharomycetaceae. The record is from RefSeq and is a predicted model, not a curated record. Gene Ontology annotation, biological process: intracellular sterol transport. Bases 1 to 522 code for a protein of 173 amino acids. The transcript has a single exon.